This is a messenger RNA of Apis cerana (Asiatic honeybee), 4347 nucleotides long. RefSeq names its product heat shock protein 70Cb (gene Hsc70Cb). Lineage: Eukaryota; Metazoa; Arthropoda; Insecta; Hymenoptera; Apidae. Gene Ontology annotation, biological process: protein folding. The record is from RefSeq and is a predicted model, not a curated record. Gene Ontology annotation, cellular component: cytosol; nucleus. Gene Ontology annotation, molecular function: ATP binding; ATP-dependent protein folding chaperone.
AAACGUACUAGUCUAUCAGCCAUGGCUGCUAUGUCCGUGAUCGGAAUUGACUUCGGUAACGAAAGUUGUUAUGUGGCUGUAGCACGCGCAGGAGGCAUUGAAACCAUAGCUAAUGAUUAUAGUCUUCGAAGUACACCAUCAUGUGUAGCAUUCAGUGGAAAAAAUCGAAUUCUUGGUGUGGCAGCCAAAAAUCAAAUGGUAACCAAUAUGAAAAAUACCAUUCAUGGAUUUAAAAGAUUAUUGGGUAGAAAAUAUAAUGACCCACAAGUACAAAGAGAGCUUCAGAUGUUACCUUUUAAGGUAACUCAUCAGUCAGAUGGAAGUAUUGGUAUACAUGUACAAUAUUUAGGAGAAGAACACAUUUUUUCACCUGAACAAAUAACUGCAAUGUUAUUCACAAAAUUAAAAGAUAUAUCUGAAACUGCUCUUCAGACUAUUGUUAAUGACUGUGUUAUUUCUGUUCCUUCAUAUUUCACACAAGCUGAGCGUCAGGCAUUGCUUGAUGCUGCACGAAUUGCUGGUUUAAAUGUUCUUAGAUUAUUUAAUGAAACAACAGCUACUGCUUUGUGCUAUGGCAUCUAUAAACAAGAUUUACCAGCACCUGAAACAUCUCCAAGAAAUGUAGUUUUUGUUGAUUGUGGAUAUGCAAGCUUACAAGUGAGCAUUUGUGCAUUUCACAAAGGAAAAUUGAAGAUGAUAGCAAGUGCUGCUGAUAGUCAAUUAGGUGGAAGGAAUAUAGAUUCUAUUUUAGCAGAACACUUUUGUAAAGAAUUUCAGUCACGUUAUAAUAUUGAUCCACACACCAAUCCACGAGCAUAUAUAAGACUAUUAGGAGAAGUAGAAAAAUUGAAAAAACAAAUGUCUGCCAAUUCAACAACACUUCCUCUUAAUAUUGAAUGUUUUAUGGAUGAAAAAGAUGUACAUGGCGAAAUGAAACGAGCAGAUAUGGAAGCGAUGUGUGCACACUUAUUUAAACGCGUUGAAUCAACUUUACGUCAAUGCCUUGAAGAUUCUAAAUUAAAAUUAGAAGAUAUUCAUUCAGUUGAAUUAGCAGGAGGUUUUAGUCGUGUUCCUGCUAUUAAACGAUUAGUUGAAGAAGUUUUUGGACGUACUGUAUCUACGACGUUAAAUCAAGAUGAGGCAGUUGCUCGAGGAUGUGCACUUCAAUGUGCAAUGUUAAGUCCUGCCGUUAGAGUUCGUGAUUUCUCGGUGACUGAUAUUCAACCAUAUCCAUUAAAAUUAACAUGGGAUCCUACUCAAGGCGAAGAAGGUGAAAUGGAAAUUUUUGGACACAAUCAUCCUGUACCAUUUUCAAAAACGUUAACAUUUUAUCGAUCAAAUCCAUUUACACUCACUGCCAGCUAUUCUGUACCACCAUCAUCAUAUCCUCAAACUCAUAUUGGUACAUACACAAUAAAAAACGUAAAACCAACGCCGGAAGGAGAGCUAUCAAAAGUUAAAGUAAAAGUAAGAGUGAACCUGAAUGGCAUUCUUACUAUUGUUUCGGCAUCAUUAAUUGAAAAACGUGAACUUACACAACAAGAAAAAGAAGAAGAGGAAAAACAACAACAACAUCAGCAACAACAAAAUAAUAUGGAUGUUGAUCAGCAGCAAGAUAAAAAAGAUAAACCUGAUCAAGAAGCACAAGCAAAUGAACCACCGGCACCUGAGGUGAGCAUGGAUAAAACGCGACGGAACUCAGAUGCUGAUGAUGGUGGAAGAGGUGCGAGGGGUUCUGCCCCUUCCUACUCCUCCAGGAUUCUCUCUUGGCUCAGCUCGAGCGAUGAUAAAAAUGAUGAAAAUAAAGGUAAAAAGAAAGUUCCUAUUCGUACAAUUGAUUUGCCAGUAGAAAUGCGUGAAUAUGGACUUUCUCAACGUGACUUUGAUGCUGCAGUAGAAAAAGAAGCUAAAAUGAUUGCUGAAGAUAAACAAGAAAAAGAACGUGUAGAUGCGCGUAAUGCAUUAGAAGAAUAUGUUUACGAUCUUCGUGCUAAAUUAUCAGAAGAGGAUCAAUUAUCUACAUUUGUUACAGAAAUAGAUAAAGAAGCACUUUGUCGUACAUUAGAUGAAACUGAAAAUUGGUUAUACGAAGAAGGUGAGGAUUGUCAACGACAAAUUUAUUCAGAACGAUUAACACGUCUUAAGUCACAAGGUGAACCAAUUAAAGAAAGACGAGUAGAAUAUGAAGGUCGAGGUCACGCACUAGAUGAUUUAUCAGCAGCUUUACAACUUGCUAAAAAAGGGGUAGAUCUCAUUAGAGCAUCCAGUGGAAAGGAUGAUAAAUAUUCUCAUUUAACAGAAGAAGAGGUAAAGAAGGUUGAGAAAGCAGUACAUGAAAAAUGGACCUGGUUGGAAGAAAAACGCAUACUUCUUGCCAGUACACCUCGCACACAACAACCACCAGUUACUGUAGCACAAAUUCGUGGAGAAAAAUUGACAUUGGAUAGUAUUGUACUACCAAUUUUAAAUAAACCAAAACCUAAGAUUGAACCACCAAAAGAAGAAAAACCUAAAGAUAAAACUGGUGAAGAUCAUCAAAAAAAUCAAAAUAGCCAAGGUGAUGGCCAUAUUCAGACUAAUCAGCAACAACAACCCCAAGAAGAAAAAAUGGAUGUUGAGUAACAAUCAUCCUAUUUUAUGUGUUUUAAUGCUAUUAAAUCUAUCACGAUUAAAAUAUCGAAAAUUAUGUCAUCACAUAAAUCAUUUUUAUCAUGUCACAAAAGCGCCUGAUAUAUUUUUAGUUAGCACAUGUGAUUGAUUGUUUUUUCUCUUCUUCUCCUAUCACAAUCAUCGAUGUGAUAAGUUUAUGUAUUUAUGAUGGACUGUAUCAUUAAUUUAAGUAUAUUGAAAUCUGAAGAAUUUUUAUCGUAAAUCAUUAAGAAAAGAACAUGUGUAUGUUUUAAUAUAGUAAUUUAUGUAAGACAAUUUCUUUCAAAUAAAUUAUAAUAAGUUAAGAUUGACGUGAAAUUCAAGAUAUGAUUUUUUAAAAUUGUUUCAUUAAUAGUACAUUUUCGAAAAUUAACCAUUUAAAUUAAAAGAGCAUGACAUUUACAAUAAUCUUAUUUCAAUUUCAAGAAGUUACAAAUAUCAUAUAAUUUAAUUAAAAAAUUCUUCAAUUUUUAAUAUGCUUUUAGAAAAGUAUAACAAAAUUUAUCAGUGAAGUACUCUAAAGAGUUUCCUGAUUUCAUUGCCAGUAGAAAGAUUUAAUACAUUGUUACUUAUAAUAUAUAGGACAAAUAUUAAGUUAGAGCUAAUAACUAAAUUAAAAUGUGAAGUAGUUAAUAUCGCUGGCGAUCUUAUGUAUUUAAUACAAUAAGUAUUCAUUCCAACACUUUUCUAGGCCGACAGCGAAAUAUUCUGUCAUAUAAACUUUUGUUGCAUUUACAAUACUUAAAUAAAUUAAUAUUUCAUUAAUGAAAUUUAUUAAGCUUGUUCUAGGUUUUGCUAAAGCUUCGUGUGUUUAAAAGAGCUGCUAACCUAAAUCGUGUACAAUUUAUGAUACUUUAAUAUUAUCGAAGCUUUGAUGACAUGAAAUUUCUAAAAAUGAAAAAUUAUAGUUAGGUAUAUUGUACAUAAUUAAUAGUUUUUCAUAAAAGUAAAAAAUAUUUUCUCGUUUGAUCUGUGUUUCAAUUAAUUUGAUAUCUUUUUUUGCAAUUCUUGCAAAGAUAUUUUAUCUAGAAUACUAUUCUUCUUCAUUCGUACUACUAAAAAAAAUCAGUGAUAUAUUGUUAUGUUGUAUUAUAUUAAUUACAAAUUCAUUUUGUUAUUUAUUCUUUCUUGAAGAUAAAAAAAUACAUGGCUUCUAUUCAGUAUCAUUAGGGGCGGAUUUGUACUAAACUUUUGUAAUAGUUGUUUGUAUUUCUUAAUUUUUUCUAAAAAUUCAUAUAUCAAUAUAUUUUCUACAUAGUUAUCAAAAUUAUCUGCCUAGAGAAUUAUAAAUUCGCUCCUGAUCUAGUACUGUGAUCAUAAAGUGCACUAUAAUUAAUUUAUCCAUCUGAUGUGAUGUAUUGAGGCACUAUAAAUUAUAAAAUGUACUACAAGAUUUCUCAAAUAUAAAAGUAAAAUAUGUAUAAUGGAAUUAUAUUCCAUGUAGAUGUAUGUAUAUUGCAAAGUUUGUGCUGUACAAUAUGCAAAUAUUGUGUGGGAAUGCCAUUGCUUUUUUUAUUUAGUAAUUAUGUUCCAUUAAUUAAUACAAGUACAGAUAAACUUUCCCUUUGCACAAUUCACAGUAUUCAAUAAAAAAAAAACGAAAUAUCAACAAAGAAGUAAGCGAUUGCAGAAUGUAAUGCAAUAUAAUGUAACAUUUUUUUCCGAUAAUUAUACACGAAUAAAUAUGUUAUCCAGAAA